Zalophus californianus (California sea lion) is the source of this 1117-nucleotide messenger RNA. It is a transcript of the gene REXO2, whose product is annotated as RNA exonuclease 2. The record is from RefSeq and is a predicted model, not a curated record. Bases 69 to 782 code for a protein of 237 amino acids. Gene Ontology annotation, cellular component: mitochondrion. Gene Ontology annotation, molecular function: nucleic acid binding; 3'-5'-RNA exonuclease activity. The transcript is spliced from 7 exons. Lineage: Eukaryota; Metazoa; Chordata; Mammalia; Carnivora; Otariidae.
UUUAGCGACCAUCGCGCCUGCGCCAGCGCCGGCUGAGAGGCUGGGGCCGUGGCGGCUGGUGCCGGGUGAUGCUAGGCGGCUCCCUGGGCUCCAGGCUGUUGCGAGGUGUGGGUGGGAGUCGCGGGCAGUUCGGGUCGCGGGGUGUCCGCGAAGGUGGCGCAGCCAUGGCGGCAGGGGAGAGCAUGGCUCAGCGGAUGGUUUGGGUGGACUUGGAGAUGACAGGAUUGGACAUUGAGAAGGACCAGAUUAUUGAGAUGGCCUGUCUGAUAACUGACUCUGAUCUCAACAUUUUGGCUGAAGGUCCUAACCUGAUUAUAAAACAGCCAGAUGAGUUACUGGACAGCAUGUCAGAUUGGUGUAAGGAGCAUCAUGGGAAGUCUGGUCUAACCAAGGCAGUGAAGGAGAGUACAAUGACAUUGCAGCAGGCAGAGUAUGAAUUUCUGUCCUUUGUACGACAGCAGACUCCUCCGGGGCUCUGUCCACUUGCAGGAAAUUCAGUUCAUGCAGAUAAGAAGUUUCUUGACAAAUACAUGCCCCAGUUCAUGAAACAUCUUCAUUAUAGAAUAAUUGAUGUGAGCACUGUUAAAGAACUGUGCAGACGCUGGUAUCCAGAAGAAUAUGAAUUUGCACCAAAGAAGGCUGCUUCUCACAGGGCGCUUGAUGACAUUAGCGAAAGCAUCAAAGAACUUCAGUUUUACCGAAAUAACAUCUUCAAGAAGAAAACAGAUGAAAAGAAGAGGAAAAUUAUAGAAAACGGGGAAAAUGAGAAGACUGUGAGUUGAUGGCAGUUCUCAUGCUGUCAGCACGUAGUUUUUGGGAAGCAGCUGCUGGUGGUUGUGUUUGGUUUUGUUUUUUGUUCCUGCUGAUUGCUUGGCACAGCACCUUCUUUCAGUUAACUUGCGUCUCCAGAUUAUUCAAGCAGACAGUACCUGAAAUACCAUUUUUCUCCUAACAUUCUGUUUUCAUUUAUGACACAGCAGCUCCUCUGUAAGUACCAGGUCAUGUCCAUCCCUCGGUACAUAUCUGCAUUUGCUUUUAGACCAUUUCUUUUGUUUAAAAAUAAUAAUAAUAAUAAUAAAGCUAGUUCUAUUGAAAUGCAAAUGUUUUUGUACCAUCU